This is a messenger RNA of Erythranthe guttata (spotted monkey flower), 2548 nucleotides long. Its product is annotated as filament-like plant protein 3. The record is from RefSeq and is a predicted model, not a curated record. Lineage: Eukaryota; Viridiplantae; Streptophyta; Magnoliopsida; Lamiales; Phrymaceae.
UGUGUGUUCUGUGUGUGUGUGUGUUUUGAUAGUGGUGGGAAUUGAGAGGUGCCCAUCACAGUAGUUGUUCUGAAAAACAAAAUAUAUUGUGCUUUUAAUUUAAGUUUAUGGCAUGAAUUGUUUGUAAAUUCAAGAUGGGUUUUUAUUUCUAUUCUUGUUAUGUUGCUUUUUCGGGGUUAUACGAAAAAAAAACCGUUUUUUUUUUGGGGGUUGGUUGGUUAAGGAUUGGAUUCUAAGCAAAGUUUGAUUUGUUCACAUAUCUAUCUCCACAUUCAAGAAAAUCGAACGGGGUUUGAUGUAUAGAGAUGGAGGGGGAUUUUAAAUUUUGAAAUUCUGGUAGCUGAAAUCGAGGUUUUAUUAGCGUACAUUUAGAUUGUUUCUUUGGCGGUUAGAUGGAUCGAAGGAGUUGGCUAUGGCGGCGAAAAUCGUCGGAAAAAAGUCCGAGCGGUGAAACGGAGAGCUCAGGGUCAUUAUCGUCACAUUCAGAAAGAUUUUCCGAUGACCAGACUCCGUCGAAUCACAAUAUUCAUUCCCCUGAAGUUACAUCUAAAGGUACACGAGGUGACGAACUUGACAGUAGUGUGAGGACUCUCUCAGAGAAACUAUCUGCUAAUUCCCCUGAAAUUACAUCGAAAGCAACACAAGGCGAUGAAUUUGAUGAUAGUGUGAGGGCUCUCUCGGAGAAACUAUCUAAAGCUCUUCUUAAUAUCCGCGCAAAGGAAGACUUGGUUAAGCAACAUGCUAAAGUUGCAGAGGAAGCUGUCUCCGGAUGGGAAAAGGCUGAGAAUGAAGUGUUAGUAGUGAAGCAACAAAACGAUUCCUUAAUUCGUAAAAAUUCGCUUCUCGAGGAACGUGUUAUCCAUCUUGACGGGGCCCUCAAGGAGUGUUUGAGGCAGCUUCGGCAAGCAAGAGAUUAUCAAGAAGAAAAUAUUUACGAAGCCGUUGCCAAAAAAAGCCUCGAAUGGGAAUCGAAGAGAUCCGAACUCGAAGCUAAAAUCGAAGCUGCAGAGAGAGAGAACUCGAUUCUUCAUCUCAAACUUCUCUCCAAAUCCGAAGAAUUAAAACUAAGUACCAAUGAGAGAGAUUUGAGCACUCAUAGUGCUGAAACGGCUAGCAAACAGAAUCUCGACAGCAUAAGAAAAGUGUCCAAGCUUGAAUCGGAAUGUCGAAGGCUAAAAGCAGAGGCUUGUAGAGGGUCGGUUACUGCUUCGUCGGUUUACGUGGAAUCUUUCGCCGACAGCCAAUCGGAUAACGACAGCUGUAAAAUGAGUGGAGUUCUUGGAAGAAGUAGUCUUAUUGUACCUUCGGUUGAGAUUGAUUUGAUGGACGAUUUUCUUGAAAUGGAGAGGCUUGCUUCGCUACCCGAUAUAAAUGGAGGAAGCAAUAACGGUACGAGGGUCGAUUUUGGCCGAGAUGAAAUGGAAGCUAUGAUUAGUUUGACGAACAAACUGGAGGAAAAUUUAGGGAAGGUAACUGCAGAGAAAGUUGGUUUGGAGAUUGCUCUUAGCGAGUGCCGAGUUCGACUGAAGGCAUCAAGAGAUCAAAUAAAGAAAACGGAGGUGGAUUUGGCUGAGCUGAAAACGGAGGUGGCUUUGGCUAAUGAAGCGAAGAGAGACGUACAGAAAGAAUUCGAGCGUACAAAAGUGAAGCUCGAGAAUUCGAAUAAGCUUUUGGAUAAUGCAAAGGCGAAUCUUGGUCAAUUUCAAGAUCGGUUGACCAAAUCAAAUGAAGCGAAAAUUAGAGUUGAGGUACAACUUGAGGAAGUUGAGGUACAACUUGAAGCAAAGGAACUCGAGUUAGAAGCCUUGCGCUCGAGCAAUUGUACCUUAGAGAAAGAAAUUGAGGAAGAAAGAAAAUUUUCUAGGGAAAUUGUUGGUAAGUGUGACGUAUUGGAAGAGGAAAUAUCAAGAAUGAAAUCUUCGACACAAGAAAUUGAACUCGAUUUAGAAAACUUGCGCUCGAGAAAUUGCAACUUAGAGAGAGAAAUCGAGGAAGAAAGAAUUUUUUCGAGGGAAAUUGUGGCCAAGUGUGACGUAUUGGAAGACGAAAUAUCAAGAAUGAAAUCUUCGACACGAGCAAUUGAACUCGAUUUAGAAACCUCGCGCUCGAGAAAUUGCACCUUAGAGAAAGAAAUCGAGGAAGAAAGAAAAUUUUCGAGGGAAAUUGUUGCCAAGUGUGAAAUAUUGGAAGACGACAUAUCAAGAAUGGAAUCCGAUUCUCGGUUUCGGAGAUCAUCAACAAUGGUUGAAGAGUUCAGAAUCAAUCAGGAUAAAGAAUUGGCAGUGGCUGCUAGUAAAUUCGCAGAGUGUCAAAAGACGAUCGCAUCUCUUGGCCGUCAGCUUAAAUCUCUUGCUACAUUCGAAGAUUUGCUGAUCGAAUCCGAAAAACCGGUAGCAGUUAUUUAAACAUAUUUAUAUACUUGUUCGUUUUUUUUACAGUGGUGUAUAAGCAAAGGCAGCAAUUUAUAUUUGUCGAUAGAAAAAUCUUGUAAUCAAUUUAUUUUGGACAGACGAAUUCUUUAAUUAUAUUAUUAUUUUUUUUCGUCUUA